This is a messenger RNA of Beta vulgaris subsp. vulgaris (sugar beet), 1652 nucleotides long. Its product is annotated as probable pectate lyase 5. Gene Ontology annotation, molecular function: pectate lyase activity. The coding region runs from base 290 to 1570 and encodes 426 amino acids. The transcript is spliced from 4 exons. Lineage: Eukaryota; Viridiplantae; Streptophyta; Magnoliopsida; Caryophyllales; Amaranthaceae. The record is from RefSeq and is a predicted model, not a curated record.
UCUUAGAUUGAUUUAGCCUAAAACGUCAAGAAAUAAACUUAAGAUUAUGAAUAACUUAGAUAAUCUAUAGCAAAAAAAAGCAUUCUAUACAUCAAAAAUGCGUCUUAAGUCAAUGAAGAAUUAAUGAUCAAGUUGACAAAGUUCUUUUCAAGCUGCAUAUCAAAACUAUACUCAUUCAUAUAUCAUAUACUUUUAUGUCACAUACAUGAUGAUCCCAUCUCCAGCCUAAUUAUUUUCACCAAUCUUUUAACCCCUUUAUAAUCUCCAACAAAUUCUUUCAUAUUUCCUCAUGACAACUUUGCUUCUCCUAAUUCAAUAUACCAAUAUGCUACUCCAAAUCCUAGAAAAAAGGGCAAUGCAUCACUUGUUUCUUUUCUUGUUCACUGUCCUAUCUUUUCCCACCUUUAUUCAAUCAAUUCAUGUUCCAAAUCCUCAAGUAAUAGCUCAACAAGUGCAAGAGGCUAUCAAUGUGUCUAGGAGAAAUUUGGCCACAAACUCGUGCAAGACCGGUAAUCCUAUCGACGAUUGCUGGCAAUGUGACAAAAAUUGGGACGAAAAUCGCCAACAAUUAGCUGAUUGUGCCAUAGGUUUUGGUAAGAAUGCUGUAGGAGGUAAAAAGGGCAAAAUCUAUAUAGUAAAAGAUCCUAGUGAUGAUGCUAUUAACCCUAAAAGAGGCACAUUAAGAUAUGGAGUCAUACAAAAUGCACCAUUAUGGAUAGUUUUUGCUAAGGAUAUGGUGAUCAAACUUCAACAAGUUUUGUUGAUUAAUUCCUUCAAAACCAUUGAUGGAAGAGGAGCUAAUGUGCAUAUUGCUGAUGGAGCAUGUAUAGUCAUAGAAGAUGUCAACAACAUCAUCAUACAUGGCAUACACAUACAUGAUUGUAAAAGAGGAGGUAUUGGUUAUGUGAGGUACACCCCAACUCAUUAUGGUUGGAGAAGUAAAUCAGAUGGUGAUGGGAUAUCCAUCAUUUCGUCACGCCAUAUAUGGGUGGAUCAUUGCUCUCUAUCUAGAUGCAUUGAUGGCUUGAUUGAUGCCAUUCGUGGCUCGACCGCGAUAACUAUAUCUAACAAUUACAUGAGCCAUCAUAACAAGGUCAUGCUCUUAGGGCAUAAUGAUAAUCAUAAACAAGAUAAGAACAUGCAAGUUACUAUAGCUUAUAAUCAUUUUGGAGAAGGCCUUGUUCAGAGAAUGCCAAGGUGUAGACAUGGAUAUUUUCAUGUGGUGAAUAAUGACUACACGAAAUGGGAGAUGUACGCUAUUGGAGGAAGUGCAGAACCAACUAUCAAUAGUCAAGGCAAUAGAUUCCUAGCUCCUGACAACCGGUUCACUAAAGAGGUAACUAAACGAGAAAAUGCAUCAGAAAAAGAAUGGAAGAAAUGGAAUUGGAGAUCAGAAGGGGAUUUAUUUUUGAAUGGAGCAAAAUUUGUAAAUUCUGGAAAUGAAUCAUCCUUACUAUACGCUAAGGCCAUGAGCUUAAGUGCACGACCAGCUUCACUAGUGGCUUCAAUGACAAAGAAAGCAGGUGUACUCAUAUGUCACAAAAACAGAACUUGCUCAUCAAUUAAUUAAGCACCCUAAAUCUACCUCUAUUAAUUACUAAAUUUGCCAAUUAUGUAAUUGUUUCAUUAUAAAUAGUCAUCUUAUUUUUUUA